Schistosoma mattheei is the source of this 852-nucleotide messenger RNA. NCBI's taxonomy places the organism in Eukaryota, Metazoa, Platyhelminthes, Trematoda, Strigeidida, Schistosomatidae. The record is from the annotation of a GenBank genome assembly.
GUAUAUUUUUGUGCAUUCUUUUAUUUUUCAACUUGUACAGCAGUUUACUUAUGGUGGAAACCUUUUCCUAUCCAAACGAUCUCAAGUCAUUGACUGGAUGAAAGUUGAAUGCCACCACCGACUACCAAUACUGGACCAGCCUUUCGAAAACCACGUAUACCAUUCAAACUGGCCUCCUUCAAAGUUCCCACACUAACGCAGACCGGGCAACAUAUAGGGUUUGCUAUGACUUUAGAAGAUCUCAACAUCGAUAUCUGUUGUCUAUCUGAGACCCGUAUUCAAGACUCUAGUGAAGUACUACAAAUUCGCUCUCCAUCUGUCACUUCGAAAAGCUUGUUUUUUGCGCGUUUAUACACGGACACUGUGGCAUCUUCGUCUGGUGCUGCUAGCAUGAGUUGCUGCUCCUUUAGGAGUACUUAUGUGGACUAUGAUCAUGCGCUUGUUUGCGCUAAUCCCAUCUUACGCAUCAGUGGACAACAAAUUCAUCACCCUAAAAGGAUUGGUGUCAGCAAAUUGGUUGCAGCUUCUGUUGCAACUAAAUAUCAAACUCAACAAGGUUCAAGGCUAACUAUUAGCCCAAUUAAAAGUAUAGAUGAGCAUUGAAUGCAAUUGCAUGACGCCAUGGAAAUAACAAAUAAAGUCGCUUGUGGCUUCGAGAAACGUCCCACUUAUAAACAUUAUGUUUCUACAGGCUCCUCACAACUGAUAAAAGCACGUAGGUCGACUUCAGGUGACUGCGAGUAUGACGACAAACGGAGGUUGUUUCGUAAUGAAAUUGUGCAAAGCCUGCGUAAUGACCGGAAAAUUGUAUGUUAACACCGAAUACGAGAACUGAAGCAGUUUUCUGAAACC